AUGAAGGAUCUUCAUUCAACACCUUUCCCUUCCCACCACACCAGUCAAUGCGACUCCUGCAUUUUCCAGCAGCAUUCGCUCCGCAGUCCAGACUUCAGCCAAGCCUUGGUUGGCGGUCAAAAAGGCUACCAGACCUACCGGGACCUACCAUGGGACCUUCAAAAAAUUCAGCAGCCAUCUAUCAAAAUAAGACAUCUUGAGCCCUGGAAAAUUGCUUUAAUUGUUAUUGGAACAGCAGUGGCAGCAGCUAUCACCGUUGGUCUUCUAGUUUAUUUUCUGGCAUAUGAUCAGAAGCUGUUCUAUUACAGUGGCAACGUAAAAAUCACCAACAUCCGGUACAGUAAUGAAUUGUCCAGACAGUCCUCAGGAAGGUUUAGAGAUCUGAGUGAGAGGGUUGAGAGACUGAUUGACAAGACAUUUCACAAUUCCAUUUUAAGGAAAAAAUACAUCCGUUCACGCUUAAUCAGAGUGAGCCCUGAUGGCGAUGGUGUGAUGGCAGAGGCUUUGCUCACCUUCUGGUUCUCCUCCACGGACUCUAGAGAAACAUUGCGAGAAAGAGUUGAAAGGAUCUUAUGGAGGGGCCUGAAAAAAUACACUGGGCCCCUGCGAAUAAAUGUCAGAUCUUCUACCAUCUCAACUCGUAGUGCAGGAUACAUGGUCAGGGCACUGUGUCUGGCAGAUCUCUACAGCAAAGCGGUGCCCCUACCUGGUGAAUACAGCAUUGAAUUUAUUGACUGGCCUCUUUCCUUCAGCGGUCAUAUUAAGAAACGAAUGAGUACAUGUCUAGAAAUGGUGGAUUGCAACCAUGCAACUCACCCUGCAUACCAGGAGGAGAGUCAAGCCCACAAGAAAAACACAAGUGAUAUGGGCACAAUAGGUGACAAGGAUGAGCCAGAGCCCUUUGCAUUCAAAAGAGACUCCUCCUGGCUAGAUUUGGAGACGAAAAGAGCAGAAGCCCUCUUCAAUGACAUUUGUGGGUUACGGCAGAACAGAUCAGUCAAGUCAGUGGCAAAAUCAUCAUCAUUGCGAAUAGUUGGUGGAUUAUCUUCUGCAGAGACUGGGGACUGGCCAUGGCAAGCUAGCUUGCAGCACAAUAAUAUCCACCGCUGUGGUGCAACACUCAUCAGCAAUACGUGGCUUGUAUCUGCGGCGCACUGCUUCAGAGACAUGAGUCACCCUCAGAAGUGGACUGCUACUUUUGGAGCUCUUUUGAAGCCACCAAGCUUGAAACGAUCAAUCAAGACUAUUAUUGUUCAUGAAAAGUACCACUACCCAGAACACGAUUACGACAUUGCACUUGUGCAGCUCUCUAAACAAGUUGAGUUUACGAGUAGCAUACACCGUGUCUGUCUGCCAGAGCCAUCUCAGACUUUUCCGUACAAUAUUUUUGCUGUCAUCACAGGCUGGGGAGCACUUACCAAUGACGGUCCAGCUCCAAAUGCUCUCCAGGAAGCAACAGUGAAACUUAUCGACUCAAAAACUUGCAACAGAAAAGAAGUGUAUGAUGGGGACAUAACACCCAGGAUGUUGUGUGCUGGAUACUUGGAAGGAGGAGUAGAUGCUUGUCAGGGUGACUCUGGGGGACCGCUGGUUACUCCAGACUCUAGGCUGAUGUGGUACCUGGUGGGAAUAGUGAGCUGGGGAGACGAAUGUGCCAAACCAAACAAACCUGGAGUUUACACGCGAGUGACUUAUUUCCGUGAUUGGAUUACCUCAAAAACCGGCAUCUAA
Molecule: messenger RNA, 1731 nt
Organism: Pterocles gutturalis (yellow-throated sandgrouse)
Lineage: Eukaryota; Metazoa; Chordata; Aves; Pterocliformes; Pteroclidae
Product: transmembrane protease serine 11F-like
Exons: 12
Coding region: 1-1731 (576 amino acids)
Biological process (GO): proteolysis
Molecular function (GO): serine-type endopeptidase activity
Source: RefSeq, a predicted model, not a curated record